CACGCUAUAUAGCACUUUGUAACUAUGAACACCAAAGUAAUUAUCCUCUUAACGUUGCAAUUGCUGACGUUGGUGAUAGCUGGUUCAGGCCAAGAAGAUGGAAAUAGUUUGGAGUAUCUAGAAGGGAAACUCAUGAGGGCGAUGGACGAAAUCAACAGAAAGGACAUCAUUGACGUUUACGACGAUAUAAUAACCCUGGAAAAGAUUACGGAGGAUGGUGAACCAUCGGAAGAGAGCGCGGAUCCGCUCGUAAGCAGGAUCGAAAAAUUCCUGAGAACUCGAAAAAUUCAAAUUAAUCUUCCUAAUGACGCUUCAACUGCUGGUUUGUUCGCACGCGCUCUCGGUCAGAGAAACAUCGAUAUAGAACUCAGAAGCUUGGCACGUGGAACAUCCGAAGCACGCACGAAAUUGAAGAGAAUGAUUAUGCCACUUUUGAUUUUGCUGAAGCUAAAAGCAAUAAUCGUUCUACCUAUCGUAAUUAGCAUGAUCGCUCUGAUAGGUUUGAAGGGCUUGGGCGCAGGUCUUGUGUCGCUCUUGAUUUCUGGCGCGGUAGCUUUGAAGGCCCUUGUUACACCACCUCCGCCUGCAAGAGUCUCCUAUGGAAUUGUAAGACCGCACGAAAUUCAUCAUGAUCACUGGCACAGGUCAGAAGAAGAGGUCAAUCAACCUUACAAAGGCUGGACACCGGAAUACAAUGGCGAACAUUAUCCAUAUCAUGACAUUCCAUAA
Molecule: messenger RNA, 729 nt
Organism: Cyphomyrmex costatus
Lineage: Eukaryota; Metazoa; Arthropoda; Insecta; Hymenoptera; Formicidae
Gene: Osi15
Product: DUF1676 domain-containing protein Osi15
Exons: 2
Coding region: 25-729 (234 amino acids)
Cellular component (GO): membrane
Source: RefSeq, a predicted model, not a curated record